AUGGAAGUACGUUUGCAACCGGGAGAGGAUGAACUAAUCUCUGGGAAACAAUUGUCAUCGGAAAAACAAAACAAAAAUCAGAAAUAUGUUAUGGGAAUGAUAAUACUUCUUGCAAUAAUUUUAUUUGAUACAGAAUUAUUGGAGAAAUACGAACAAACGGAGGACAUCGAUGGAUUGAAUAACACGAAGAGAACCGACAGAUUGGUACUUUUCUUCAAUCGCGUACCAAAAGUUGGUUCUCAAACAUUUAUGGAACUUUUAAGAAGGCUUUCCAUGAGGAAUGGGUUUUCCUUCAACAGAGAUCGAGUUCAAAGAGUUGAAACGAUACGUCUCGCCCCAAUUGAGCAGCUUCAACUAGCCAGAAUGGUCAGCAGUUAUUCGGAACCAUCGGUUUACGUUAAACACGUGUGUUUCACGAAUUUCACCAAGUUCAAUUUACCGGAACCAAUUUACAUAAACGUUGUUCGUGAUCCAGUUGAAAGGGUUAUAUCUUGGUAUUAUUACGUCAGAGCACCCUGGUAUUACGUGGAAAGGAAACAAAUAUUCCCUGAUCUACCCUUACCCGAUCCGAAUUGGUUAAAGAAAGACUUUGAGACGUGCGUGUUGAAGGGUGACAGAGAGUGUCGUUAUUUGGAAGGAGAAAUACACGAGGGUAUUGGUGAUCAUCGUAGACAAACCCUUUUCUUUUGUGGACACAGUGAAAAGUGCACUCCUUUCAACACGGUGGGAGCCUUAGAACGUGCCAAAUUAGCUGUCGAGAAACAUUAUGCGGUUGUUGGUGUCCUUGAGGAUGUGAAUACUACACUAACCGUUCUGGAAAAUUACAUACCUCGAUUUUUCCGAGGUGCAACCGAAGUUUAUCACGAUCAAACACACGCGUUCACCAGUAUCAAUCGGAAUUUCUUCAAGCCACCCGUUAGCGAGGAGGUUAAGGAUAUAGUUCGUCAAAAUUUUACUCGCGAGGUUGAAUUUUAUCAAUUUUGCAAACAACGAUUGUACAGACAAUUGCGUGCAUUAAAAUUUACCAAUCAGGAUAUAACUAUGAAUAAUCGUUUAUAAAAAAAACAACAACAACAAAAAAAUCAACUAAAAAAGAAUUAAUACUCCAUUUUCAUUGCCCUUGAAGGGAUAUAAUGUAAGAAAAAAAACAAACAAAAAAAACCAAUCUUCCAACUGCCACCAAUUGCUGGAUCCGAAAAAUUUGAUUACGAUUUUGUGAUCGUUGCUAGUUUCUUUUUGUUUUUUUGUUAUAAAAAUAUUGCAUUAG
Messenger RNA from Polistes canadensis, 1267 nucleotides. It is a transcript of the gene pip, whose product is annotated as heparan sulfate 2-O-sulfotransferase pipe. The coding region runs from base 1 to 1059 and encodes 352 amino acids. Gene Ontology annotation, molecular function: sulfotransferase activity. Gene Ontology annotation, cellular component: membrane. Lineage: Eukaryota; Metazoa; Arthropoda; Insecta; Hymenoptera; Vespidae. The transcript is spliced from 7 exons. The record is from RefSeq and is a predicted model, not a curated record.